Molecule: messenger RNA, 1978 nt
Organism: Epinephelus fuscoguttatus (brown-marbled grouper)
Lineage: Eukaryota; Metazoa; Chordata; Actinopteri; Perciformes; Serranidae
Product: ribonuclease inhibitor-like
Exons: 3
Coding region: 500-937 (145 amino acids)
Molecular function (GO): protein binding
Source: RefSeq, a predicted model, not a curated record
GCCCCCCUUGUAUAGUUAACGCUUACUUGAGAAAAGGUAAAGUGUUACAGUGUGUAAGGUUUAUGGUGAUUUAGUGGCAUCUAGUGGUGAAGAUUGCAGAUUGCAACCAGCUCAAAUUGCUCAAAAUUCCUUCAAUGUUCAUUGUUUAUGAGGUUUUCACUAGGAGCUGAAGCUCUAAAUCACCUUGACCGUCUCUUACAAAAUGCACAUGUCGAAAAGAGACUUUUCUAUUAAGCCUGGGAGACAGGGCAAUCUCUCUCUCUCUCUUAACCAAUGGAGCAAGCUAGGCACCCUCAUCUGGACAGUUGAACUUCAUGCGAAAGAACUAGAAAACCAAAGGUGGAGGGCGUUCAUAACAAGGAGCCUCUUUUAGGCCUUCUGCUGACCUGACUGUUACCUUAAGCAUAACUGCCACCCAUUUUCUUUACUGACCAAGGCUGAAGGAUGCAACGCCACAGAAGUCCUUCACAGUUGUGACUACAAAAAAAAAUCGGUAACAAUGUUAAUGCAACCGCACUCCCAGUCCCUUCAGAUCAUGCCACCUGUUGGUUUGUGUGUUUGCAGGCUGUCAGGCUGUCUGAUCACAGAGGAAGGCUGUGUCUCUCUGGCCUCAGCCUUAAAGUCCAACCCCUCCCAUCUGAGAGAGCUGGACCUGAGCUACAAUCAUCCAGGAGACUCAGGAGUCAAGCUGCUGUCUGCUGGACGGGAGGAUCCACACUGGAGACUGGAAACUCUCAGGGUGGAGCCUGGUGGAGUCCAGUGGUUGAGACCAGGUCUGAGGAAGUACUCCUGUGAACUCACGCUCGACACAAACACAGUGAACAGAGGGAUCGAACUGUCGGACAACAACACAAAGAUGACACACGUGGAAGAGGAGCAGCCGUAUCCUGAUCAUCCAGACAGAUUUGACUACUGGCCUCAGCUGCUGUGUAGCUGAGGCCAGUAGUAAAUUUCGCGGAAAAAAUCUGCUUUAUGGCAGGAAACGCGUCAUGUAUUGUGAAAUUGGUCAGUCAGCCAAUCAGGGACUGGAGCUGGUCCUUAUGAGGAGUUGGGCACGAGAUAGUUGAGUCACGAGCACAAUGGCAGACGGACAAAGUUUGGAGACAAGUGAAAAACGGCCUAGCAAAAGAAAAGGAGCUCCUCUGUGUGAGGAGGCAAAGAAGAGCAAAAAGGAGAGUGAUAAAAGAAGAGGAAAAACAAGAGUAAACCUCAGUCAGGCGUUCAAGAGAUGGAGGGAGCUCCGUGACCAAAGAGGCUUCAAAACCCAUGUCCAGCUAGCUUUCUUUCUAAUGGAUCAGUAAGUAACACGGCUAAAUGUUAGCUAGACCAGAGAGGACUGGACUGUACUGGCUGCUAGUUCAUUCCUAGCUGGCCAGCAUCGCAAAUCGCCGCAACCAGGGAGCGGGUAGCGAGUGUUGGUCGGCUGACAUCCUGGUUGCCAUUCUACGGCAGCCCUCGGACAGUGAUACCCCCCUCCCUUCCUUCUGUUCUCUUCUCACGGAGGCAGCUAUCCACGGACAUCGCCCAGCUAAGUUACACCCAGCUAAGUGAACACUGGACUUUGUUUCCCAUUCAAUUUGAGUUCCAACCGGCCGCAUGGUUUCCAUACGGUAGCGUUUAUUCUAGAAUGGGGACUGUUUACAUGUGCAUAUUGGUAUAAUUCCACUGUGUCUACUGUUGUUUGUACUGGUACUGUACAUAUUGGUGUCAUUUACUGUGAGCUGUUUGUACUGGUACUGUACAUAUUGGUAUCAUUUACUGUGAGCUGUUUGUACUGGUACUGUGCAUUCUGCUAUAAUUAUUUGCAUUACUAUUUGUUUUUUCUUCAGAUAAAUCUGAUAAUUGUUGCUCGGUCUCUUUACUCAUUUAUUUAGUAGAGUGUCCACACACCUUCUCAUUCUACAUAUACAUAGAGGUAUACUGGUGGCUUUACAGCCUGCAUUUUAUUCAUUAUCUCUGAUCCCCACGCUCAAUUUGG